Pseudomassariella vexata is the source of this 1994-nucleotide messenger RNA. RefSeq lists its product as uncharacterized. The transcript has 3 exons. Lineage: Eukaryota; Fungi; Ascomycota; Sordariomycetes; Amphisphaeriales; Pseudomassariaceae. The record is from RefSeq and is a predicted model, not a curated record. Bases 188 to 1837 code for a protein of 549 amino acids.
UCGAGGCUAACGUCCAUUCCUUCCAACAUUGGGAACCGAACCACCGUCUUUAGGCCAACUGCCCGCAAACCUACGCGCAUUGUACAGUAUAUACAUUAUACUUAAUAUAUAAACGAAGGAAGAAGACACCAACCAUAUCGUCUACGACAACAUCAAGUUUUGACGCCCACGCUUGGCUCAGCAGGUGAUGGGACCAGCUCCAUUCUUCUACUACAACCCAGAACCAAACCCGGAGCACCGACAGCAUGGCCACUUCAGCCAACAUCCUGCUCUGCAGCAGAUGCACAUGUUUCCAAUCGUGCCUACGCUCCCCUCGACCCCAAUCUACUCCAGACCCAACUCAUCUUGCUCGCAACCGCCAAUGCCAGCCAAGGUCUUCAACUCUAUGUCGUCCCACAUGACGCCGAGGGCAUCGCCUCAGCCCACUUCUCACAAGGCCGGCAUCCUGCUCCAAACUGAAAUCUACGACGACGGUUUCUAUUACCCGGCCACGCCGCCACUGUCCACAACUGGAAGUAGCAUGGGAAGCCCUCACAGCAACGAUGUUUUGGCAACCCCAUUGAACCCCAUGUUCUCCGGCCUGGAUGGAUGUGAGACGGUCAAGCUCGAAGUCGAAGUAGUGCCCGAGCAAUUGGAUGUGCUGGACUGGUCUAGCUGCGGAUCGCCUCCAUUGACACCUCUCUACCUGCAAUCCCAACCCGGCAAGAACAUUUCGCUUAGCUCGAGCUUUGCCAGCGACCUCGUUUCCACCACAUCGUGUCCAUCCCUCUCACCUUCACCCUCACCGUACGCAAGAUCAGUCGCAUCUGAACAGGACAUUGACUUUUGCGACCCACGCAAUUUGACCGUUGGUGGCGCCCCCACUACCUUGGCACCAGAGUUUGCUGCACCUGCCAGCCUCGACGAGUUCAGGGGUGAUGGCCUCGUGAAGCCAGCAUCCUUGUCCAAUAACACCUUCGAGUUCAAUCCCGAAUUGCACCACGGUCUGCCUACAUUUGACGAUAUCUCUGAUCUUGAAUCUGAGGACGACUUCGUCAACGGCCUUGUCAACCUUGGCGACCACUCUGUUAUUGACAUCAAACGCUCGCGGUCUGCCACCUGCUCAACCACCCUGUCCCUGGGCCACGAGUCUUUCCUUGGUGGUGAAACCGAGAUUAACUACGAAGACACCACCUCGUGUUCCGUCACUGGACUUCCCAGCUGUUGUAAUUCAUCUGACUCCGACGCGCACGCAGACAAGAAGGUCAAGAAGUCAAAGAAGGAUUCACGCAAAUCUGGACCCACCAUGGAUGUCGCUGCCGAUUCCACCGAGCAUGGCAGCGAAGAGCAGCAAAUUCCUGACCAGAGUGAAGCAAGUGAGGGAAAGAGCAAUGCUGCAUCGACAAACUCUGACUCGGCCUCUACCCCCCUUCCUGCGCCACCCAAUCGCCGGGGCCGCAAGCAAUCUCUAACUGAAGACCCGUCCAAGACAUUCGUCUGCGAGCUCUGCCACCGCCGCUUCCGCCGACAAGAGCACCUGAAGCGUCACUACCGCUCACUCCACACUGGUGAGAAGCCCUUUGAGUGCAACGAGUGCGGCAAGAAGUUCUCUCGAAGCGACAACCUCUCCCAGCAUGCCCGCACCCACGGAAGUGGUGCCAUAGUCAUGAACCUCAUUGAUGAUGGCGAGGGGAGUCUUGAUAUGAUGUCUCAUCAAGGCGAUGCCGCCGACUAUCACAAUUUUGGCAAGGUCCUCUUCCAAGUUGCCGCUGAGAUCCCCGGCAGCGCCAGUGAACUCUCUUCUGAGGAGUCCCCGAAUGAGAACUUCGGCAAGAAGAAGCGCAAGCGCACCGAAUGAAUGACAUCAGCUGGUACCUGAGAUGUACAUGUCAAGAACGAUAGACUUCUUUGGCAUACGCCCGACACGACAUUGACGAAUUCUUCACAAAUAUCCCACCUACCCCGCUAGCUUUACGCGGAUCGGUCUUUAGGGUCACAAAACGGAUCAGAGGUUG